CCCUAAUUUAGCGGACCCCCAAUUGAAGGCCACACCAAAGAAUGAGCUCGAACUUAUCCACGGUUUCUUAGAAUCGCUUGUUUUUAAUACUGGAUGUUUUCUGUAAAACCGCUAUUUUGUGGUUCUAGUACCGAAUCACUACUUACACGAAGCUUUUUAGAAUCGUAAUUUCCGCCAUGGCGAUACUGAUUCCAGAGAAUGCGUGCCACAUGUGUCAGAACAGCCAUAGGAAAUGACAGAAAACCUACAGAUUUCGCCAUUGGGUAUCUAGAAAUGUAAAAAUUGUCGAAUUCGGUGAAGAAUUCCGCAAUGAACGACAAAACCAGGGUUUGUAACUUGCAUUAAGAGGUUUCUGAUAGUUGUGGCAUUAUUGCUAUUAUUAUGCCUCUGAAAGGAAUAAUGAAAGGUGGUAUUGGAAGCUUUUCCAGGCGGAGCUUUGAAGGGAAGAGGUUCUACAGAUCUCGUUCGCACAAUGCUGUAGACGAGGAUUCUCAGUACAAGGAGAACCAGGCGUGUAAUGCUGGUAAUGCGGCUGUUCAGGGUAGUUUGUGGGCGAAUUUGCCGCCUGAGCUGCUGAGAGAUGUUAUUAGGAGAAUUGAGGAAAGUGAGAGUGGGUGGCCUUGCAGGAAGCAUGUGGUGGCCUGUGCUGGGGUUUGCAGAACCUGGAGGCAAAUUACAAAGGAGCUUGUCAAGGCACCUGAGCUAUCUGGAAAGCUCAGUUUUCCCAUUUCUUUGAAGCAGCCUGGCUCAAAGGAUUCCCCUGUGCAGUGCUUCAUCAAGCGAGACCGGGCUACAAAUACUUAUCAACUGUUUCUGGGGCUAAGCACAACACUUUCUGAAAAUGGCAAAUUUCUUCUUGCUGCUCGAAAAAUGAGGCGUACUACUGGUGCAGAUUAUAUUGUGUCUCUUGAUACAGAGGACAUGUCCAGAGGCAGCAAUACCUAUUUUGGUAAACUGCGGUCAAAUUUUCUUGGUACUAAGUUUACAAUAUAUGAUAGCCAUCCCCCUCAUAGUGGUGCUAUUGCAUCAACUAGCCGUGCAGGUCGACGAGUAGGAUCAAAGCAAGUUUCUCCAAGAGUCCCAGCUGGUAGUUAUAAUGUUGCUCAUAUUUCGUAUGAGUUGAAUGUUCUGGGAACUAGGGGUCCAAGGCGAAUGCAAUGCAUCAUGCAUUCUAUUCCAGCAUCCUCUGCUCAAUCAGGGGGAGGCGCUCCCACCCCCUCUGAUGUAUCAUCAACAGCUGUAAAUCUUUCCCUUGAUUCUCUUCCUUCCUUUGGAUUCAAAUCAGGCAACUCUGAAAGAAUGCCACUUUCAGAGCCCUUAAUUGCUAAAAAUUUGAAAGAGGACCCAUUGGUUUUGAAAAAUAAAGCCCCAAGGUGGCAUGAUCAGCUGCAAUGUUGGUGUUUGAAUUUCCGGGGUCGUGUUACAGUGGCUUCUGUUAAGAACUUUCAGCUUGUUGCAGCUCCUGAGCCCAAUCAACCGAUUUCCCAGAAUGAUCAUGAAAAGGUUAUACUCCAAUUUGGAAAAGUUGGAAAAGAUAUGUUCACCAUGGACUAUCGUUACCCACUCUCAGCCUUUCAGGCGUUUGCCAUAUGUCUUAGUACUUUUGACACAAAGCUGGUUUGUGAAUAAUUCUUUCAGGUCAAUUUGGUGACGAAUAGAUUGAGAACGAGGUGCUGUAGUUGCUUAGGCUCUAUAGAGGCGUUUAGUUACUUUGUGCAAUCAGUAGAUUUUGCCAGUUGACAUUGGUUCCAAGUUCAAUCCCCAGCACUCACAAGCUAUGUGACGUAGAAAUAAAAUUUAGUAGAUAGGCAUCUGCCAGUAUUGAGUGAUGAGCUACGCUGCCACUUACAUGAAGGUACCAUGUACUGUUGGUAUAUGUGGUGCUACCAAUCAAAUUUAUAUGGAGAUUUUUGUUAUAUCUUACAUGCUGUACAUAUUUGUGCCUAUGCUUUGGCGGUAAUUCAUGGCUUUAAGCGAAUGACACAAAGGGUUCCAAGCUCUAUUGAAUGUUGAAUUUAUUUGACAUUGAGGGGUUGUAUUA
Messenger RNA from Cryptomeria japonica (Japanese cedar), 2041 nucleotides. Its product is annotated as tubby-like F-box protein 6. The record is from RefSeq and is a predicted model, not a curated record. The coding region runs from base 382 to 1629 and encodes 415 amino acids. The transcript is spliced from 4 exons. NCBI's taxonomy places the organism in Eukaryota, Viridiplantae, Streptophyta, Pinopsida, Cupressales, Cupressaceae.